This is a messenger RNA of Stylonychia lemnae, 1500 nucleotides long. Lineage: Eukaryota; Ciliophora; Spirotrichea; Sporadotrichida; Oxytrichidae. The record is from the annotation of a GenBank genome assembly.
AUGAGUCAAUUUGAGGAUUAAAAAUAAGCUCAACAAAUUGAAAUUUGCUUUGAUGAAUAUGCUGCUUAAUCUGCCAAAGAACAUCAUGAUUUGAUGAGCAUUUUCAACAAAAAUUACUAAAAAACAAUUGAAAUACCCUCUAAGCAAUCGAGCUUCACAGCAUUAAAUUAGAUCAAGAAUCUUAACACGAAAUACAAUAGAACUUAAGCUAAUGAAGAUGGUAAAGAUAGCAAAGAUAGCUAAAUUUACUAUUGUAAUCCAAAAAUGAAGCAAGGUUUUGUAUCAAAGUAGAAGAGAACCUUGAAUGAUCUGGCUAAAACAGAUCAAGCUGAAGUAAUUAGAAAGAGUAAGAAGUAGCCAAGAUAGCCUGUCUAGUCAGUUGCAAGCAAACUUUUGUAGUCAUUUUAUGGGAUAGGGCUGUUCUAAGGUGAGUCUAAAAGCAAGUAUGUUGAUGAUGGCUAUUAGGAAUCAGAUGAAGAAUUUCAGGACUAUCUUCAAUAAAACUCUUCAUUUGAAAAUGACAAUUAUAGUUUUGGAAGUAAUGAUGACUAAGUUUAUGUUGAGGAAUAAAAAGAAGUUGAAUAUUAGUCUAGUGAUGAAGAUGAUUUGAUUCCACUAAGAUAGUCCGCAAGAUCAUCUAUACUAUUAUCUGUGAAUGAGGAAAGUAAAGCUUUAGAAAUUCAAGUAAGCGAACUUUCACCUGAAGCUAAAAAGCAAAACUAGAGACUUAAAAUACUUGAAUUAGUGAGCUAGAUCAAGUCACAAGAGUCUAAGAUGAGCUAUCUCAAUAAGAAUAUUGAAUUUCAUGUGAAGAUCAAUUAAGAGUAUGAUGAAAUGCUUCUAGAUAUUAAGAGUUAAAUUCAAGAGAAAGAAAAGGAUAAAGUAUCUAAAAAGAGGGCAAGCAAUGAGAGACUCUCUUAAGCUAGGCAGAUAUACAAUGAUUAGAUUCGUAAUAUAGAGUAUUUUUUGUCUAGUCUUUGUUCAAUGGGACUGUAUAACAUAGAGUAAUAUGAGAGAUUCAAUCUAUACGAACCAGAUAGAUUUUAGCUUGAUCUUACUCAUUAUUCCCCACAUAACCCUAAUGUUUAUCUGAGCAUACACACCCGCUUAAUUAGCAAAGAGGUAUUUCUUCAAAUCUAAUUGCAAGAUAAAAAUAUCAUACAAAGAAAUAAUCCUGACUAGAGUUAGAAUACUGAACAGCAGCCAGUAAUUGAUAUAUAAGAGCUUGAAGAGAGGAAAGAUCUUAGCAUAAUAGGCCUGUAGUUUUAAGAGAUACAAAACGAUAAUGAUGCUAACUUCUCUGCAAAUAUAUUUGAUGAGAUCAAAGGACUAGAAAAAAUAAUUGAAAGCCAUAAACCGCUGUAUACUAGACCAGUUUAUGGUUGGCUACUGGAUGAAGAAGAAGAAUCUAAGAAUUAAGAAUAUUUCUUUGAUUCUGGGCCUUAAUGUCAUAGACUUAUCAAGCAAGUCAUUAAAGAGUUUGGCUUAAUUAAGUAUUGA